Molecule: messenger RNA, 657 nt
Organism: Dentiscutata heterogama
Lineage: Eukaryota; Fungi; Glomeromycota; Glomeromycetes; Diversisporales; Gigasporaceae
Source: the annotation of a GenBank genome assembly
AUGUCUACCGAAAUGUCUAACAAUAAUACUUUCCUUGAUUUUUUAAAUCAAGGAAACAAAAUAGAAGAUGUAGAAGUUGUACUAUCUGUUAUUGAUAGAAAUGAAAUAUUUAAACCAAUGGUGAACGCACAAGGAAUAAUAAAUGAUUUGAUCACUUCACCUAUUAGAAGAGCAGGCAAUAAAAGGAUUAAACGACCUCUAAACAAAUUCAUGGUUUUUAAAAAGAGUCUUAAGAAACUGAUAGAAACUUCAAGCAAUAUUCCUCGCAAACAUCGUAUGCGUCAGAUUACACAAGUAGCUUCUAAAUUCUGGAAUAGUGCAUCAAAUGAACAGAAAGAACCGUUUGAAGCAAUUGCUAAGGAUGUGAAGUUACUACAUAAAACUAUGUUUCCCGGAUAUUCAUACGCUCCAACUAUUAAAAGGCCCCAAGAUCCUUUUAUAAAUCUUACUGGAAAAUCUUCCCAUGUGGGACCAGUUCUUAUAGAGUCCGUCGAAGACUCAGAAGACUCAAAACAACCUGUUGAGGAACAAAAAACUUUGGAUGUUUCACAGCAAGAAAGUAACUUAAUAAAUUCGUACUGCUUAUUUGAAGGUCAACAUUUUGUUGGAAAAUGUGUUUCUUCAAACGGAAACGAAAUUGCAAAAGAAAAUGAGGAU